AUGUAUGAAAACCAUAGCGUUACUCGACUGCGCAGUGGAGAUAAGCAAAAGGCAAAGCAGAUGCCAAUGUCCCGAGUAUACUGUGCAAAACGUUAUUCCGGCCAUUUGAAAGCGUUCGACAAGGCGGCCAAGUUGCAAGUAAUGAAAGCCUAUGAAAGGAUGCGAUCGCUCAGGUCUCAAGGACUUUCAGAAGAGGAAGCAUGGAACGCUAAUGCUGUUGAACUUAACCGAGCAGCACGAGUUCAUACCAGGCAGUACAUUGCUCGCACGUUCGAUGAACACGUGAAGUCAAUAGUGGACGGACCGUGUCGUGAAGUACUUCGGGAUCUCCUUCAUCUCCAUCUCAACUAUGAACUCUUAGACAUGGCGUACUACCUGCUUGAA
This is a messenger RNA of Ostertagia ostertagi, 384 nucleotides long. The record is from the annotation of a GenBank genome assembly. Lineage: Eukaryota; Metazoa; Nematoda; Chromadorea; Rhabditida; Trichostrongylidae.